This is a messenger RNA of Macrosteles quadrilineatus (aster leafhopper), 777 nucleotides long. RefSeq lists its product as uncharacterized. The coding region runs from base 1 to 777 and encodes 258 amino acids. The transcript has 6 exons. Gene Ontology annotation, cellular component: plasma membrane. NCBI's taxonomy places the organism in Eukaryota, Metazoa, Arthropoda, Insecta, Hemiptera, Cicadellidae. Gene Ontology annotation, biological process: detection of chemical stimulus involved in sensory perception of smell; sensory perception of smell. Gene Ontology annotation, molecular function: odorant binding; olfactory receptor activity. The record is from RefSeq and is a predicted model, not a curated record.
AUGACAUCAACAUCACGACAAGACGACAUCGGGCAUCUGCUGACUCUGACUCUCCUCUCCGCCCUCCGGCCUCCGCGAGUGCUGAUCGUCGAGAAUUUAAAUCGCAUCAACGAAACCACAGACAUCUCAAUGAAUUUGCAAUCCGAACAUCUUGGCGAGUCUUUCAACUCAAGAAGUUCCAAAAAAGAAACAGAAAACCAGGUUCUUACAGCUGGUAACAAACAAGUUUUAAACGAAAAAGUAAAUAUUAAAGCUUUCCAAAAAUACUUCUGGGGGAGAAGGUUAGAGAAGCAAGUUAAACUGUUUCUGAAGAAUAUAGUUGUCCAGCACAUCCAAAUCAUUGAGGAUGUAAAACUAACAGAGGAAACCUUUCGAUGGUGUAUCUUAUUCUACACCCAGAUUGGAACCGUCAUUGCAGCUUUUGGAAUCUCACAGCUGUUUCAGAGUACAAACUCUCCAAAUUCGGAAACUUUUAGAAUUGGGUUCAUCCUUUUUAAUGGGCUAGGCUGUAUUAAACUCUUAAACUAUUUUGGACAAGUUUUGCAAAAUGAGUCUGAAACGUUGCGCCAAGCUUUGUACAACUGUGACUGGACGGACAAACCUCACAGUUUGAAAAAGGGACUAAUUAUCAUGCAGACAGUAGCGAACAGACCUCUCAAACUGACUAUUGGGGGUAUCUACUCACUCAACAUGGAGACAUUUGCUAGUAUAAUGAGUGCCGUAUACUCGUACAGUGGGUUGACCCAUACCCUGAUAAACAGUUAUCAAGAUAUAUAA